Vanderwaltozyma polyspora DSM 70294 is the source of this 1170-nucleotide messenger RNA. RefSeq lists its product as uncharacterized. The transcript has a single exon. Gene Ontology annotation, molecular function: NADPH dehydrogenase activity; FMN binding. The record is from RefSeq and is a predicted model, not a curated record. The coding region runs from base 1 to 1170 and encodes 389 amino acids. Lineage: Eukaryota; Fungi; Ascomycota; Saccharomycetes; Saccharomycetales; Saccharomycetaceae.
AUGGGGUUUGUUGAAGGUUAUAUCCCAGUAUCAUACGAUGGUACCAGUAUGUUUAAUCCUAUUAAAGUUGGUAAUAUGCAAUUGAGUCAUCAUGUUGUCAUGGCACCAUUGACUAGGAUGAGAGUCACCAGGCAAGGUAAUGUUCCUAAGGAUAUCAUGAUUGAAUAUUACGAUCAAAGAUCUAGAAGAGAAGGUUCAUUGAUUAUUGGCGAAGCUGCUAUUAUAUCUGCAGAAGCUGGUGGCUAUGAUAAUAUCCCUGGAGUUUGGUCUGGAGAACAACUUUCUCAAUGGUGCAAGAUAAUUGGUGUGGUACAUAGGAAUAAAAGUUUUAUUUGGCCACAACUAUGGGCCUUGGGCAGAAUAUCAUUUCCAGAGGUAUUGGCAAGGGAAGGAUAUAGGUUUGUAUCACCUUCAGAAGAGGUGUAUAUUGAUGCAGAACAAAAGAAUGAAGCGAUUAGAUGUGAUAAUCGAUUACAUGGACUUAGUAAACUGGAAAUGCAACAGUAUAAAACUGAUUACAUUAAUUGUGCUAAGAAACUUAUAAAUAUAGGUGCUGAUGGAAUUGAGUUACAUUUGGCCUAUGGAUGUUUAUUGAAUCAAUUUCUAGAUCCAAUUAGUAACAAACGUUUGGAUGAGUAUGGAGGUUCUAUUGAGAACAGAUGUAAAUUCAUAUUAGAGAUAAUAGACGGUCUAAUUAUAGAAAUAGGUUGCAGAAGAGUGGGAAUCAGAUUGUCCCCAUUUGACGAAAGUGGUGGGAUGUCAGGAGACAAUGAUCCCACUUUGUUAUCAACGUAUAUGUAUUUAAUUGGGAGGUUAGAAGAGCAGGGUAAAAUGGGAGAGAGAAUAGCAUAUAUACACCUGGUUGAGCCUUCAAGAAAUAAAAAGUUAAAAGGCAUUUCAAAUGAUUUCAUAUACUCUAUUUGGAAAGGAAUAGUAAUACGAUGCGGAAAUUUAAUUUAUAAUUCUAACGAAGCCAAAAUGUAUUUAGAAAAACAUAAAAAUACACUCAUUGCAUAUGGGAAGUAUUUUAUAUCCAAUCCAGACUUGGUGACCCGUCUAGAGAAGAAACUACUGUUAAAUAAAUUUGAUGAAUCGACUUUUUACACUUCAAAUUCGAAAGGAUACACUGAUUACCUAACAUACGAAGAAGAAAUGAAGAAAAAAAAAUAG